Messenger RNA from Nothobranchius furzeri (turquoise killifish), 2401 nucleotides. RefSeq lists its product as uncharacterized. Gene Ontology annotation, molecular function: calcium ion binding. NCBI's taxonomy places the organism in Eukaryota, Metazoa, Chordata, Actinopteri, Cyprinodontiformes, Nothobranchiidae. The record is from RefSeq and is a predicted model, not a curated record.
ACUGUACAAAGCAGUAAGGUAAAACACAUCUUUCUGAAGCAGAGAAAGAAACAAGUAUGAAUCCUAGAGUGUCCCUUGCUCUCUGAGCCCAUGGCCAACAGCCUGCAAAAGGAAAGCCAAUCAGCUUCUUGAUGAGGUUCACCUGCUCAGAGAACACAGGAAGCGUAACAGUUUCACAGAAGCUGAGAGUUCUACCUUGAUUUCUUCAUUUUUCUUACUAUCAAAAGCUUUCUUGAAAAGAUUUGGAGACAAAAAUGUCUCAAAAAUACGGCUCAAAUUAUACAAGCAUGUUGCUUGUGUUUCUGCUGAUGUUCAGAAAUCUGUGUGAUGCAGAGAGGAGCACAGGCGGUGCCACCAGGCCUCCAGAUGGACAGAAGGGGGACGGCAGCGCUUUCUUUGCCCUGCGGAGCUGCCACCAGCUCCUUCAGGGCGACGGCGGAGAGUUUUUCUCCCCAGACUACCUGUGCUCAAAUCCUCCUCUGUGGUGCAACUGGACCAUCCAGGUGGAUCCCGGGAAGAGGAUCCAUCUUCGUCUGGAAGACUUGACUCCUGAUGAGACCUGUGAACUCAAGCAGGACCAGAUCCACAUAGAUGAGCCUGCUGGUCAUUCAGGAGGCCACAAGGUGCUGCAGAAGUGCUGGCAAGAAGCCAAGUACACGUCGUCUUCCAACACUCUGUACGUGGUUCUACUGAUCGGAGGCUGGCCCAGGCCUACUUACAGGGGCUUCUAUGGGCGCUACCAGGCUUUUGGACAGCCGGUGGUCUACAACCCCAAAGAAGGCUUCACGGGGAGAAGUAAGGAAUCUAAGCUAUCUUCUGGUCUGAUGGACUUCAGUGACUUUGACUCGGCUGUGAACAGUGAACAGUCAGAAGUAGCCAACUCUGAUGUGACAUACGAUUACUACGACCAGCAUUUAACCAUGAGAGCCAGGCAGCCCUGGGGGACUGGUGGUGCCGAGAGGCUGACAGACCUGGGAAAGAUGGUCCAGAACCUUCAUCCAUCCACAGCGAACCACAGCCAGGCUUACCAGUUCGUGGCUUCUCCCACAUUGUCGACCUCCACUCCCAGGACAUUCCGAGCAGGAAGAGGUGUCACUCACAGCUUUUCAAACCAGGCUGAUUCCGCUGCUGGCCCCAAGUCUUCACAGCAGCACCCUGGUGGGUUAAAGCCCAGCCACAAUGACUCUACUGCAGCACGGGACAACGCUGUGGAAGGGCGUAAUACAGAAGAUGGGAACACGCCAUCUGUAGGUGGUUCAAUGAAAGCUGAAGGUAAAAGGCUGGAGGUUAGUCAGACCUCAGACCAGCUCCCUGAUGGCUCAGGACCACAGAAUGUUGACCACGAUCAUCAUCACCACCAUCCCAAUGGGCCGGAUCUCCCAUCUGACCACAGAGGCAGUUUGAACCUGAACAAUCACACUGAAACCCCUCACCUUCCUGGUGAUCACUUGUUUGAAGUUGCUGUGGAGGUGAAUUUCAGCCAGGAUUCAGAAGAGACCUGGGACAACCUAGCCAGGCUGCUGCUGUCGUCAGUAAAGUCUUUGAUUAAGAAGCAGUUGGAUAUCCUUCACACACACGUGUCCCUGUCAUCAAAGAGAAUCAAAAGGUUGAAUGCUGGAGCGCUCUAUAUCCUCUGGCUGAAGAUCGGACAAGGACCUGGAGGUGUGCAGAUCCACAGGGCUGUCCACUCUGCCAUGCAGGGGCUCCUGACCCCCGGGGUCAGCCUUCAAGCCAGCGAUAAGAAUGCCGUCAUCAUGUCUGUGUCUACUGCAGAUGUGAAUGAGUGUGGAACCCAGCUGGUUAUGUGCGAUUUUAACGCCGAUUGUGUGAAUCAGUUUGGAACGUACUCCUGCCACUGCAGGCCAGGGUUCCAGGAUGAGUCCCGGGUGGGAUCAGGAGGAACCGUGUGCAUGGAGUCGCAGGAUGCAGGUUGCACUUCAGGCCUGACCUCGGAGAGCAAAGGCGUCUACGUGCUUUUCUUCCUGCUCAGCUUCCUCAUUCUGACCUUGAUGGUGGUGGCUGGGACCCUGUACCACCGCCACCACCGAGGAACUUUCCUGGUCCGCUGCAACAGCAGAGACAGCAUUUCUCCCCCUGACCCAAACAACAACCACCACCUACACUCUGAUGACAGCUACUCCACGCCCACUGAGUGUGACCUGCCCCCACCACCUCCUGCAAGAGGCAUCAGAGAGGGCUGGGUCCCAGUGAAGGAGCACUGCCCCUCCAUGGACCUGACCCUGCUGCGCUUUAACUCCCUGCUGCCACCAGAUGGCUACAUUGAUCCAAAGGACAAAGGAAAGAUGUGACCGGAGUCUAGUUAUGUGUAUAUCAACUCAAAUCUUCUCAGAUCUCAGACUGUCUGUCUCCUGAUCAAUAAAGUUGCAACAAACGAGCAUCA